Paramecium octaurelia is the source of this 674-nucleotide messenger RNA. Lineage: Eukaryota; Ciliophora; Oligohymenophorea; Peniculida; Parameciidae. The record is from the annotation of a GenBank genome assembly.
AAUUUAUAAAAAAAUGGAUCCUUAAUAGACCAAUCAAUAAGAGAAUAAGAAUAAUGCUCAAAAUGAUUAACCACAAGUUCAAAAAUAGUAAGAGUAAGUGAAAUUAAUUCAAAAGGAAAAAGAGAAAUGCUUAGAAAUAAAAAACAAGGCAGGGACAUUUUUUAAUGAAUCAAAAUUUGAAGAAGCUUCUGAUUUAUAUAAAGAAGCUCUUGAUUAUUGUCCUUUGGAUGACCUAUAAAUGCUAUGCAUAUUAAACUCAAAUAUAGCUAUCUGCUAUAUGAAGUAACAAGAUUAUGAUAGUGCCAUUGAUUAUUGCACAAAAGCACUUAAAUUUAACCCUGAAUUUAUUAAGGCUUUAAUAAAUAGAGCAGAAAGUUAUGAGAAACUAGAUAAAUUCGAAGAUGCAUUAGAAGGUAUUAGUUUAAAGAAUAUUCUAGAUUACAAGAAAUUGAAGGUAUUAUAACCUUAGGAUAAGGUGAUAAUAAAAAAGUUCAUUGAUUUAGAUCUAAAAGUACAGGAGUUGGACGAAAAAAGAAACUUUGAGGCAGUGAAGGCACUGAAGAAUAGGGGAAAUUAAUCAGUAUUAGGAAAAUUAGGAUUAAAUGAAGAAAAUUUUAAAUUGGAAAAGAAUGAAAAUGGAACAUAUAAUAUAUCAUAUAAAUCAUGAUAUCGAC